Molecule: messenger RNA, 7342 nt
Organism: Numida meleagris (helmeted guineafowl)
Lineage: Eukaryota; Metazoa; Chordata; Aves; Galliformes; Numididae
Gene: PDE4D
Product: phosphodiesterase 4D
Exons: 15
Coding region: 1181-3193 (670 amino acids)
Biological process (GO): signal transduction; cAMP catabolic process; regulation of cardiac muscle cell contraction
Cellular component (GO): nucleus; cytosol; perinuclear region of cytoplasm
Molecular function (GO): 3',5'-cyclic-AMP phosphodiesterase activity; transmembrane transporter binding; ATPase binding
Source: RefSeq, a predicted model, not a curated record
GCCGCAGCCCGGCCCCGCCGCAGGCUGAGCGGCACCGCGCCCGCCGCCGUCCGGAGCCGCCGCCGGACUGGCAGCAAGGCAGAGAGGGUGAAGACACCCGCAGCCCGAGGGGUACGUUGGAAAUCCUUGUGAAGAGUGCGGAAGCGGAGCCUGUUGCCUGCGUUGCUUGAACGGAGACACCGGCUCUUUGGUUUGGGCUUGAGAAGCUUCCCGAGGAUGUUGCCGGAGCUUCAGGAGUGAUAACAACUAGCUGGGAGCUGAACUGGGGGGGAAAGAAAAGAAAGGACAGCAGAGGAAGAAUUCUUAGCUGAGAUGGACUUGAAGCUUUGCUUUCAUUUCACAACAUAAACGAUGAUGCAUAUGUUUUUGGUAUACAGUGUAACAUCAAAAGAGAACUAGGUUCUGCAGUGCAAGAAUCAAUAGCUUAGUCAUUUUACUUAAAGGGAGCAGGCAGCCUUCUUAUGGGGUUAGGCAGCAAAAACAGAUUUAAUCAUGAUGUGAUCUUAUCUCAUGAUAGUCUCUAACUGUUGUCCUGUUCUGUAGAGCCGAAAAUGCUACUUCCUUCCUUCUUUCUUAGAUGAAGAAGUAAACUCACUGAAUCAAAUUCAGAAAGAAAUUUGGUUUGGCUGUACAUGGCUAUUAAACACCAUCCUGUUCCGUGGUCUUGUGAUAAAGGAAAACUGCAUUAAAGUGGUUGGUGAUGAAUAUGUGUUUAAGAAAGAAGAAAAAGCAGUAUUCCUUUCUGAACAUGGUAAAGCAUUCUGAAGUUACACAUUUCCCUCUAACCACUGAUUUGGCAUGGAUGACAGGAAACUAUCUCUUGACUAACCUUUUCCAACUGUACAAAAUGCUGCAUAUGAAGAUGCUUUAAUCCGUAUUAAAAGAACUUGGAUUUUUAUCAAGGCAAACUGUUGGCAUUAUCAUACGGUUUCUGUAUACUGAUUACUUUAAUGCUUUUUAAGUAGCAAGUGAGGCAUAAACGGAUGGACAUGUACCUAGAAAACCCUGUGAGAAGUCUUUUUUCAGAUCCUGGGAAUUUUUAUUUCAGUGGAUUACAGUGAUUCUUGCAGUAAUCCCUGCUGUUAACUGGUCAUGCAGUUGUUCUGGAAUGCAUCUAUGAAUACCAUCACAGAUAAAGCUGUCUGACAAGGAAAACACUAAUGUUGGAAGAUCUGUGAACAUGAUGCAUGUGAAUAAUUUCCCCUUUAGGAGACAUUCAUGGAUAUGUUUCGAUGUGGACAAUGGUACAUCAUCGGGACGAAGUCCCUUGGAUCCCAUGACGAGCCCUGGAUCAGGGCUAAUUCUUCAGGCAAAUUUUGUCCACAGCCAACGUAGGGAGUCUUUCCUUUACCGGUCAGACAGUGACUAUGACCUUUCUCCAAAGUCUAUGUCCAGGAACUCCUCUAUUGCCAGUGAUAUACAUGGAGAUGACUUGAUUGUGACACCAUUUGCUCAGGUGUUGGCCAGCCUGCGUACUGUACGGAAUAACUUUGCUGCGUUAACCAAUUUACAAGAUCGGGCACCCAGCAAACGGUCACCAAUGUGUAAUCAACCAUCCAUUAACAAAGCAACUAUAACAGAGGAAGCCUACCAAAAGCUGGCCAGCGAGACCCUGGAGGAGCUGGACUGGUGCCUGGACCAGCUGGAGACCAUCCAGACGUACCGCUCCGUCAGCGAGAUGGCCUCAAACAAGUUUAAAAGAAUGCUCAACCGGGAGCUAACUCACCUGUCUGAAAUGAGCAGAUCAGGCAACCAGGUCUCAGAAUAUAUAUCGAACACAUUUUUAGAUAAACAACAUGAAGUUGAAAUCCCUUCUCCAACACAAAAAGAGAAAGAGAAAAAGAAGAGGCCAAUGUCUCAGAUCAGCGGGGUCAAAAAAUUGAUGCACAGCUCCAGUUUAACCAAUUCCAGUAUUCCCAGGUUUGGAGUUAAAACAGACCAAGAAGAUGUUCUUGCCAAGGAACUAGAAGAUGUGAACAAGUGGGGCCUUCAGGUUUUCAGAGUAGCAGAGCUAUCUGGAAACAGACCUUUGACAGUCAUCAUGCACACCGUUUUUCAGGAACGAGAUCUGUUAAAAACAUUUAAAAUUCCAGUGGAUACUUUAAUAACUUACCUGAUGACCCUAGAAGACCACUACCAUGCAGACGUAGCAUAUCACAAUAAUAUACAUGCAGCAGAUGUUGUUCAGUCAACCCAUGUCCUGCUAUCAACCCCGGCAUUAGAGGCAGUGUUCACUGAUUUGGAGAUUCUUGCAGCAAUUUUUGCCAGUGCAAUACAUGACGUAGAUCAUCCUGGGGUUUCAAACCAGUUUCUUAUCAACACAAAUUCUGAACUUGCCUUGAUGUACAAUGACUCAUCAGUACUGGAGAAUCAUCACUUAGCUGUGGGCUUCAAGCUGCUACAGGAAGAAAAUUGUGACAUUUUCCAGAAUUUGACCAAAAAACAGAGGCAAUCAUUGAGGAAAAUGGUCAUUGACAUUGUGCUUGCUACAGACAUGUCUAAGCAUAUGAAUCUUUUGGCUGAUUUAAAAACUAUGGUUGAAACCAAAAAAGUGACAAGUUCUGGUGUCCUACUUCUUGAUAACUAUUCAGAUAGGAUUCAGGUUCUUCAGAAUAUGGUGCACUGUGCAGAUCUCAGCAAUCCAACCAAGCCACUCCAUCUCUACCGCCAAUGGACAGACAGAAUAAUGGAGGAAUUCUUCCGCCAGGGAGAUCGGGAAAGAGAGAGAGGAAUGGAGAUAAGUCCCAUGUGUGAUAAGCACAAUGCAUCUGUAGAAAAAUCACAGGUGGGUUUUAUUGACUACAUUGUUCAUCCUCUGUGGGAGACAUGGGCAGAUCUUGUUCACCCGGAUGCCCAGGAUAUCUUAGAUACACUGGAGGACAAUCGAGAAUGGUACCAGAGCACAAUUCCUCAAAGUCCCUCUCCUGCACCUGAUGACCAGGAAGAGGGUAGACAGGGCCAAACUGAAAAAUUCCAGUUUGAACUAACACUGGAGGAAGAUGGUGAGUCAGACACUGAAAAGGACAGUGGAAGUCAAGUAGAAGAAGACACCAGCUGCAGUGACUCGAAGACCCUUUGCACCCAGGAUUCAGAAUCUACUGAAAUUCCUCUUGAUGAGCAAGUAGGGGAAGAAGUAGAAGAGGAGGAGAACCAGACAGAACCUUGUGCAGUAGACCAUUCUCCAGACACAUAACAAUGAGGACGUAGCCUAUCUCUUUCUUGCCCUCUCCCUUUUUCUUCCUCUUUCUCUCUCUCUCUUUUUUUUUUAAUUAGGUAAUGGUUUCUAAAGUGUAUGUCAUAUGCUAUCACCAUGAUCACAACUCACUGUCAUCGGCCAGGAUGUUGGUUGAUCAAAACUGACCUUGGUGACUCAGUUUGGCACUCAGGAAUAUUGUAACCAGAAUCUUCACCUCCAUUGCAUCAGAAAGCAGGGGAGAGAGCAUCGAUAAACUAAGCUCUCCAUUUCGCUGAUUUGAUUAAAUUAAGCAGAUGUUUUCACAGGAGUACCACCUGCCAACUGAAUGCUGGUAUGCUUUGGUAGUUUUUCAUUUUAUUUUACUUCACAAGCUAAGCUUUGGAUAAUGUUCAUCAUCGGAGGAAACAGACAGAAAAUAAACUGAGGUUCCUGCUGGAAAACAAAUGCACAUAAACGAUGGGACACAACAUGAAUCUGUAUAACACGAAUCUGUUACCAAUAGGAAGAUGAGCUGUGGAAAUUGCAUAAUUUUCUAAUUUCAAGUCUUCCUGAUAAGUGACUGAAAAAAGUGUGACACGGUGGGUUGCACUAAACUCUGCAUUUUGUAUAAUAUGUAAAAGUGAUCUUUUGUAGAGCUUACUUCUAUUAUUAAAUGUACUGAGGUAUUAUAUUUAAAGAAAAACACUUUCAGAUUUCAUCACAUUUUUUUUUUCCAAAGAGUAACUUGCAAGUUUUCAGUACAAAUCUGUGCUACACUGGAUAAUACUUCUAGGGUUUUUUUUCUUAUUAUUUUGCACCUUAGAAUUUUGUGGUAAUAUUAAGCUGUAAAAGUCUAUUCUUUUCUAUAUUAAUGAGUUCCGUGAAUAUCCUUUAUGCUACCUAAAACUUAUUCAGUAUGAUGGCAUUUUUUUGUUGUUGUUUUCAUUAUAAUGUUCCCAAACAUAUUAGAGGAAGUUAAGUUUUGCUGUUGUCCUUAUAGUGGCCUGAUCCUGUCAGUUCUGUUUUACAACCAAAAGUGGUCCUGUUGAUAUCAGCUGGACCAUUAAGAUUAAGAUUUGCAGGAGUAGAGCCAGUAAGAAAGAUAAUGAAUUGUCUCUUUAAUAAGAAGACUGCUCUUGUGUCUCUCUGAAACACGAUUUUCAGAUAAUUUUGUGCCUGGGAAAUGUAGAUUGCUAAAUCAGCACAGGCUAAUACAGUGUUUGGAAUAUUUAUUUUGGCAAAGGAAGCAUUGCUGUAAUGUUUCCAGUUUUGACUCUUUUAGUAUUCUUUUUUUAUCUGGCAGCUAUCCAAUGAAACCAUUUGCUAAUCUGUGACAUACAUACAACAUAGAAAUCAUGAUUAGCAUUACUGUUGUCAUGUUUUCGUUGCCAGAGGAGCCAGAUCCCUCUUUUUGUGUUAAUACUUCUAAGUAAAUGAGGAAUGCAUUCGGAGAAGAGGGGUAGUUUACAUUAUUGUAAUCUCAGAUCUUUUCAUUCUGUAUAGAGCUUGUGCUGAGGGGAAUCCCACUUUCAAGUUUGAUUGAUUGGUACUGAAAGCUUUGGUUAUUUGGAAAGCUAAGUGGAGUUAGGAGCUCAUAUUUGUCAUUUUCCUGUCCUGUUUGGUCACAUGAAACAAAAUAACUUCAUCUGCACUGCUUUGCACUUCAUUAAAAUUGUAGUUUUAACUAGGGAAAGAGUUGCCUAGAGAAGGAGCAGACUCCCACCGUAUCAAGGUGAUUUCUUAACAAGAGAAAAUAUUGUCAACAAUUAUUUCCCAUUUGAAUUCAUUUUGUAGGAAAAUUGCAGAUAUAAAUACAGUUGUUUAUUUUUAGAGUGUCUGAGAUGUAGAAUAAGAACUUGUUUAAAAAAUAUUGGAUAAUAAUUCAGCUUUUAAAUGUAUUUUGCAUUCUCCUUUAUCCAGGUCAAAGUUUUCCCUACCUUUAGCCCUCACAGGGCUUUAGCACAGAUGAUGCUGAAGGAGGAAAGAGAAUGAAGAGAACUCAUGUUUUUUCAGGUUUUGACUUUUUUGUUCUUCAUCAUUUCUUCCUGAACCUGACUCACCUAAAAGUCCUCUCAGUCCCCAAGAGUGCCUGGAACUUUAAUAACGGAAAAGCAAUAGAAAUUCGAAAAUAACCAAUAGAAACCUGAAAAGGUUUUGUAUCUGCACAAAUUGAAAGUAAAUGAAGAGAACAACAACGUAUUGUGAGAUAUACACCCAUACAUAUGGACAGUCACAUAACAGAAAAUGAUAUCAUUUCUUAGAGAUGGGGAUAUAAUGCACUGUACAAUCUUUUUUUUUCCUCUUUUGCCAAAGUGUGUUUUAGCGUUGCGCACUGCUUUAAAACAAUACAAUUUACAAGUGGCUUUAUGUGUUCUAAAUAUUUUUGCCAUAAGAAAAUGCAAUGAGUUGGCUAUUGAGUGUGGGGGGCGGGGGGGGGGGAGGGGGAGAAAAUUCACAUUGCUUAUAACAGUAUGCUUUAGCUUGCAAGUUACUGUACUCAAUAAUGCUGUGUUUGAAUUUUUAAUUGUUUUGUGUCAUUGUUAAAAAUUAUAGUGAAAGGAUAUAGGUAGAACAAACAGCAUUCAGAAGCUUAAAAAACUUGAAUGAAAUGGAUUUUACAGAAAGCUUUGACAAUUCUUUUAAAAUGCAUUAUUUAUUUUAUUUGUGCCAUGCAUUUUUCUCACCAAAUGACCUUACCUGUAAUACAGUCUUGUUUGUCUCUGUUUACAACCGUGUAUUUAUUGUAAUGUACAUACUGUAAUGUUAAUUGUAAAUUAUCAGUUCUUAUUAUAACAUCAUCCUUGUCUGGGUGGUGUUGUUAUAUUUGGAAACUCUUGGUGAGAGAAUGAUUAUUGUGUAUACAUAUUCCUUGUACAUUUUGUUUCCCCUGUAAUAUAUGCUGUGUCACCUUAGAGCUUGUUUAUGGAAGAUUCAAGAAAAGUAUAAAAUACAUAAAGAUAUAUCAAUAAAAUUAAAAAAAAAAAAAAAAAGCUGCAGGUCUUUGGUCCCAGGGCUGUGCCUUAACUUCAAACAAUAUUUUCUUCUGUUUUGCUGCAUUUGAAAGUAAGGUAGCUUUGGGGAUAGGGCUGGGCAUAUCUACCGUAUUUUUGUUUGCUAGCUGAUGUGGUUACUUGUGCGAGCUAGUUUGCAUGGUACUACAGAGAGCUUUCAUUCACAAACAUGCUGGAAGUUGAAGCUUUUCCAGACUUCUGGCAAUAUAAUUGUAUUGCCUCUCUGAUUAUCUUUUUACAGGCUAUCAUCAGGGAUUAUUGCAGCCAUUACUUGCUACUAAAAAAACAAUGAUGCUGUAUUUCAGUACUGAAUUGUGCUGAACGAGCUUUGGAAAGCAUUUCUAAUAAGCAUUUGAUUUUAAUGCAUAUUUGCAAAUGAAACAAAUGGAACUAAAUGGGGAUAGCUCAUACACUUGCUUUUUUAACAGUCAUCUAAUACUCUUUAUUUAGUAGCACAAAUUACCACUAUAUAAGCAGAAUCAAUGAAGUAGGACAAAAGACAGCUUCAAUCUUGGAAAUGCUUUCCAACACUAGUAUUAGUGUUAUAAGCAGCCAAAGCUUUUAUUUUGUAUAGAUGUAUGUAAGGCUUUGUACAGGUGUGUAUAGCAUAAUGCACUAGAUCUAUAGGAGAACGAUAGACCUUUAGAUCUUUUAAUAACACUAGUAUUAGGUUUGCAGGUUGGACUCUGAGCAUCUCUUGCUGUUUGAGUAUCACGUUGCUCCAAACUGUGUAGGACUGAUAGCAAUGAAUUUGCCAGAGCAAGGUAAAUACCUCUCCUCAUUCCAGUGAUGCCCAGCCCCUGUAGCAUGCGACCUUUCGUUAAAAGAGGAGAUUCUUUUUCAAGGGAAAACAGAGCCUCCUUUUUGACACAAACUGUAGAUUUUAGCAGCCCUGGCCCAAAGGAAAUGGAUUGCUUUUGUUUUAAACAAUAUAAAAGGGACACUAUAACAACAAAAAUCCUGAACAACUUUUUGUUAUUAAUUUGGGGAUGUCUUGAGAGUGGCAACUUGUGUGAACAUUGCACAUGACAAUUCUUUCACUGGUUUCUUAGCCUCUCUUACAGCCUAUGGGAUAGUACUGUACAUCAAUACCUUCAUAUGAAAUUUUUAUAUGCAAUGGAAAUAAAGCAUGUGUUGAUUCUGCCUAGUUACCGUA